AUGGAGGAGCAAAUUAUACAGAAGCGCUGGAAAACAGAGAAGCUGAAGCUGCUAGAUGGGUUCCUUACAAAGGUCGAUGGGGACCCGGGCACGCCUAUCUCAACCGUUGACAAACCAUCUGCAAUGAGUAAAGGAAGUGUGGACCGUUGUCGAGAUUCCGGAGCUACAUCCCGACCAUUUCGAAAGCGAAUUGAUUAUAUCUCGGACCGUAAACUUAAACACGCUAGACGAGCGAGAGGUCAAGAAGGAUCUCUAUCGGAGAUGCAACGCAACCUCGAGAAGAAGCCUGAUGUUAGCAAUGAAGUUUUUCAGAUAGACUUGCAUAAAAGCGAUUUCACUUCUCUUAACAUUCCUAUACGAAGAGUAAAUCCCCUGAGACUGUACUUUGCUAUAGGAGCUUAAGGAAUAUACACGGGCGUCUUUCUAGACAUAAGCAGAGCAUUYAAUAAAGUCUACAAUGGUGUAUCGUUMUGGUACAGAAGGGAUAGAGCCAGCUAUCAUCGYAUCGCUCUACUAAGCUGCAGACGGAUUAAUGCAUAAUUGAACGAAACCAGAUGUCGCCAACAAAAGGGUGUACUGUCGCCUCUCCUGUGGUUACUUGUAGCAAACAAACUUCUGAGAAAAUUUGAAGGAACAGCCCCCAGACUGAUAGCGUACGCAAACGACACAGCU
Bactrocera latifrons is the source of this 672-nucleotide messenger RNA. RefSeq lists its product as uncharacterized. The record is from RefSeq and is a predicted model, not a curated record. The transcript is spliced from 2 exons. Bases 1 to 402 code for a protein of 133 amino acids. NCBI's taxonomy places the organism in Eukaryota, Metazoa, Arthropoda, Insecta, Diptera, Tephritidae.